CAACACUACCUACGUGACCGGGACUACCCGCACGACGAUACCUAUGUCACCGUCGAUGAGGAUGCGCCCGAAACUUCGGACCCGCCGCCGCCCUCCAGCGACUCGGAGCGCUACGACGCGCCCAGUCCCGACGAUGCCAAGCCGCGCUCUUCCUCGCCCAAGAAGCACAAGCAGAAGUCCUCCUCGCAGCUUAUCAAGCCGCCCUACUCGUACAUCGCGCUCAUUACUAUGGCCAUCCUACAAUCGCCGCAUAAGAAGCUCACGCUGAGUGGCAUCUGUGAAUUCAUUAUGACACGCUUUCCCUACUACCGAGAGAAGUUCCCCGCCUGGCAGAACUCGAUCCGGCAUAACCUCAGCCUGAACGAUUGCUUCAUCAAGAUUCCUCGCGAGCCGGGCAAUCCUGGCAAGGGCAAUUACUGGACGCUGGACCCGCUCGCUGAGGACAUGUUUGACAACGGCAGCUUCCUGCGCCGUCGCAAGCGCUACAAGCGGCCUGCGCCCUCGUUGCAGCACGCGCAUGCCAUGGUGGCGAUGCUGGCGCGUGAGGCGUACGCACCGCUCCUGCCGCUUCCAUGCUACCUGCCGCCGGCGCCACUGCUAACGCUGCCCCGCCCUCCGCCUGCCGCGCUUCGCCCAGUGCCGUUGCCGCCGCGUAUCGCCGAGAUCACCGAGCCCAGGGAAAAGAGAUCCAGGAAUGGCUUCUCCAUCGAAUCUAUAAUUGGCAACCAGGAGGACGGAGUUGGUGAGCCGCGGCGGAGCGCUUUCUCACCGCUGCACCUGUCCGCCGUGCCGCCAGACGACUGGGCCAGGUGAAUGUGUCUUAAUGGGUGCGUUUUGAGUCCUCCUCCGUAUUGAAACGAACCCGUGGACAAUGAGAGAUACGAAAUUGUGAGAACGCUUUAAUUCACGACCGUGUCUUCAGUGCCGUGACUUUUGCCGGGUAAACUAUCGGUAAAUUCCGUUCGUAAUGACGACCAAAACAAAACUUAGUAAACCAGUAAUCUACGUAUUUUUGUAUGCGAAUGCAUGAUUUUCAAUCUGUGUAAGCAAAACUCUUGUUUGGACACAGUAUCGCAUUAAACAAAUUGUUUUUUUUAAUUUGCAAAUUUAAUCUAACAAUAUGAAUUUCGUCCGUUACGUAGUAGUAAGUAUCAAUAAACGAG
Molecule: messenger RNA, 1163 nt
Organism: Papilio xuthus (Asian swallowtail)
Lineage: Eukaryota; Metazoa; Arthropoda; Insecta; Lepidoptera; Papilionidae
Product: forkhead box protein D3
Exons: 1
Biological process (GO): regulation of transcription by RNA polymerase II; anatomical structure morphogenesis; cell differentiation
Molecular function (GO): DNA-binding transcription factor activity, RNA polymerase II-specific; RNA polymerase II cis-regulatory region sequence-specific DNA binding
Source: RefSeq, a predicted model, not a curated record